AUGGACCACGACAGGUUCUUACAGUGGGCGACAUUCACAGCCUCUUCCCGGCCAACUCAGCAGAUGGUCCAAGCGCAGAACCCUUAUCAGCAAGCAUCGAACAGAUUGAUUCCAAGAAAUUCGAGCACCAGUAAUACCUACGCCACAUACAUGCCAUUGUCUGCGAGUCCUGCUCAGCCGCCAUUGCCACUUUUAUCUCCACCGCUGCUGCCGCGAUCACCGCCGGCCGGGUCUCUACAGCCUUGCAAUGGUGACGAGUCUCAAAAUGCAUAUCAGAAUCACCAUUAUUACGAGCAGUUACAGCCAGGCGGUGUAGAUGCCCAAGGCCAGAGCUAUGCGUAUCAAGCGCAAGACACGUACCAAAACGCUGCGGAAGGGAACUGGCAAGGAAGGUAUGCUUAUAUGAACAUGGGCCACAAAGCGCAAAUUGCAUCACAGACCUACAAUAGAUCUAUACCCACCUACACAGGCGAUGAUGGUACCAGAGCGAAAUACCAAAUUACCGCGGCACAACUCCCAGAGCCUAGGAAUCAUGAGGCCGCAGGAGCUCCUCAUGGUAUCACCGAGAGGAUGGCCUCGAUAGCUCUCGAAGGUCAAGCUCCUAUGUACCAGACGAACUCGCAAGCACAAAUUCCGAUGGGAGUGCACAGACCUCAGUUUGAUGGCAUUCCAGAGCUCAACAUACUUGUACUAGGGGAGACAGGUGUCGGGAAAUCGACAUUCAUCAACGCAUUUGCAAACUACAUCUACUAUGGCUCGCUGGAUGAUGCAUUGAGGACCAGGGACCUCCAAUGCGUUAUACCGAGCUCGUUCACCUGGCAGAGUCUUGUUGGCGACGACUAUGUCUCUAGGACGAUUCAUGUCUCACCGAACUCUGGCGAAUUCAUCGAUAAGGCACUUCAAGACGAACGUGAUGGCACCCAGGGCCAGUCAGCCACCCAAUCCACGAAGCAUUAUAUCAUGAGAGUUAACAACACUCAGAUUCGGCUCAUCGACACCCCAGGUAUAGGUGAUACUCGAGGAGCCACACAUGAUAAGAGGAACAUGGACAAUAUCUUGGGCAGCCUGAAGUCAGUGGAUGUUUUGCAUGGCAUACUGAUUCUCCUGAAACCUAAUAAUGCGCGACUGGGAAUCAUGUUUACAUUCUGUCUGAAGGAGCUGUUGACACACCUGCAUCGAGACGCAGCAAAGAAUAUCGUGUUCGGAUUCACCAAUGCGAGGAACACAUCCUUCCGGCCUGGUGAGACAUAUGCUACCCUACAGAGUAUGUUGGACUCGGACAAGACAGUAGGGAUCCACCUUGACCGCAACAUUACCUACUGUUUUGACAGUGAAAGCUUCCGAUGUCUGGCUGCUCACAACAACAAUAUCAAUAUACAUGACAUGGGUGACAUUCGAGACUACCGACUCAGCCGGGAGAAGUCCGCUGCUGAGACAUAUCGAAUGCUCGAGCAUUUCACGCCACGGAACACGAAGCCACAUCAAGUCUCCGAGACAUGGGACCUGUAUACAACAAGAGAGUUGGUGCGAGUCUUGACCAUCCCCAUGGCGGAUAUCACACAGAACAUCAACAACAACAUCGCCCUACAGAAGGACGAACAACGUGAGCUUACCGAUGCGCUGGCAAAAGGCCAAGCCCUGUCAACCGCCUUGCACUUGAGCAAAGUUGUAUAUGAGAUCAAGGCUUUGGAUAUGCCUCGGACUGUCUGCUCAAGCGCAAAAUGUGUCGAAUUUAAGGACGGCGAGAGACAUUACAAGACCAGGUGCCAUGAUCCAUGUUACCUGGAAAAUGUCGAAGUAGACCAAUUUCCUUGCGAAGCUCUCAUGCACUGCCAUGCAUUCAGAAGGCAUGGACCCGACAGAUGCAAGGUCUGCGGGCACUCAUGGCAACUCCACCUGCAUAUCAUGUGGGAGCCCGUCGAAAAGACAGUUCAAGUGAAAGAUGAAGCAGUUGCGCUAAGAAUAAAAGAGGCCAGGUCCGCAUAUGAAAUCAUGCAUUUAGCGUUGAGAAGGCGUCAAGAGCUCAUCAGGAAAUGGGAAAUGGAGCGAGCAUAUAUUCAGAAAGCGGCUGGUCAAUUUGCCGUCUUUCUGAAGCGAAGUUCGAUUAAACCUUGGAAUGAUUCUAAGCUGGCAUAUCUGGACCACCUAAUAGAAGAGGAAAAGAACAAAGUCCAAGCCGGUGGCUCCGACAAGCGACUUAGAGACCUUUGUGCGGAUCGAAGACAGCACCUGGAAGAGAUCAGUACGCUCACGCAGUACGUCCAAGCUGGCAAACAACAUGUACUUCUGGACCAACAGGGAAUCAAAAGCUUGAUCCAACAACUCUAUUCGUUGGAGUUGACGGGCCCGAAUUUGAAGAAAGUCGCACAGCAGCUGGAAGAUAUACAAAAUGCUACAGUGGAGAAAUCCAAGCAGAAUGGGGCCAGUGGAAGCAGUAAAUUUCCGAGGACUCAAGUGUCACCGACCCAUCUAUACAGUCAGCGUCGCGGGUAUAGCAGUGACCCGGCUAGUAGCGGGCAUCAGCAGGACCAGUAUGGACAGCAGUCGGGAGGCGGAGUUUCUGGGAUGAUCAAGGGUUUAUUUGGUAAUUGA
Molecule: messenger RNA, 2592 nt
Organism: Cercospora beticola
Lineage: Eukaryota; Fungi; Ascomycota; Dothideomycetes; Mycosphaerellales; Mycosphaerellaceae
Source: RefSeq, a predicted model, not a curated record